This is a messenger RNA of Morus notabilis, 1885 nucleotides long. RefSeq names its product cystathionine beta-lyase, chloroplastic. The transcript has 13 exons. Bases 212 to 1603 code for a protein of 463 amino acids. The record is from RefSeq and is a predicted model, not a curated record. Gene Ontology annotation, cellular component: cytoplasm. Gene Ontology annotation, molecular function: pyridoxal phosphate binding. Gene Ontology annotation, biological process: transsulfuration; 'de novo' L-methionine biosynthetic process. Lineage: Eukaryota; Viridiplantae; Streptophyta; Magnoliopsida; Rosales; Moraceae.
ACCGAGGCAGGCAGGCAUAAGCCAGCAAUCGACAAAUUAAAAAAAAAAAAAAGGAAAAAAACCUAAUUUGUAAGAAAGAGGGCAUAUUGUCGGACAGUGGUAGUAAAGGAAGAAAAAAUGGAGGCUAUCUAGCAUCAAUGUCAAUAUCAUCCACCACUCUGCCAAGUGCUUGCCAUUGCAGCGAAGCCCUAGCUUUUGUCUUCUUAUACUCAUGGCCGCUUCUUCCAUCUCCCUCACCCCAUUCCUCGCCUCUGAUCUCAACGACGUCGGUUUAACUACUGGGAGUUUCUCGGCAACAUUUGGGCGUUCGGGGUUCUGCAGCCGAGUGUCACUGAGAAAACGAUUGUUGUGUUCGGAGAACUUAAAAUUGAAUUGUUCGACUGGUAGAGAGAUGGAUCUUAGUGCCUCAGCUUUGGCUGAUGGUGUUGUGGAGUGCAUAAAUGAUAUUGAGCAACAAGAGCCAAGCAUAUCAACGAUCCUGAUGAAUUUUGAGAACAAGUUUGAUCCUUUUGAAGCAGUCAGUACUCCGCUUUACCAAACGGCUACCUUUAAGCAGCCUUCAGCAAUAGAAAAUGGCCCAUAUGAUUAUACCAGAAGUGGAAAUCCUACACGAGAUGUUUUGGAAAGCCUUUUGGCAAAGCUUGAUAAAGCAGAUCGUGCAUUUUGCUUCACUAGUGGAAUGGCUGCUUUGGCUUCUGUAGGCCAUCUUGUUGGGACUGGUCAGGAGAUCGUUGCUGGAGAUGAUCUCUAUGGUGGUUCUGAUAGGCUGCUGUCAAAAGUACUUCCAAAGACAGGGGUCGUGGUUAAACGAGUGAAUACAAGUGAUUUGGAUGAGGUUGCUUCUGCAAUUAGCCCCCGGACAAAGCUUGUGUGGCUUGAGAGUCCCACAAAUCCUCGGUUAAUGAUUUCUGAUAUUCGUAAAAUAUCAGAAAUAGCUCAUGCUCACAGUGCUUUCGUGUUGGUGGAUAACAGUAUAAUGUCCCCUGUAUUGUCACGGCCACUUGAACUAGGAGCCGACAUUGUUAUGCACUCGGCAACGAAGUUCAUAGCAGGACACAGUGACUUGAUGGCAGGUGUACUGGCUGUAAAAGGAGAAAGCUUGGCAAAAGAAUUGUACUUUCUACAAAAUGCAGAAGGGUCUGGAUUAGCUCCAUUUGACUGUUGGCUAUGUCUGCGGGGAAUCAAGACUAUGGCCUUACGAGUUGAGAAGCAACAGGAUAAUGCGCAAAAAGUUGCUGAAUUUCUUGCCUCCCAUCCACGAGUCAAAAAGGUUAACUAUGCUGGUCUUCCUGAUCAUCCUGGACAUGCGUUACAUUAUUCCCAGGCAAAGGGUGCAGGAGCUGUGUUGAGCUUCUUGACAGGCUCAGUGGCAUUAUCAAAGCAUAUUGUUGAGACUACCAAGUACUUCAGCAUAACCGUCAGCUUCGGGAGCGUGAAGUCCCUAAUAAGCAUGCCCUGCUUCAUGUCUCAUGCAAGUAUACCGGCCGAAGUGCGGGAGGCCCGAGGUCUAACCGAAGAUCUGGUUCGAAUCUCUGUUGGAAUUGAAGAUUUGAAUGAUCUGAUUGCUGAUUUAGACAACGCCCUUAGAACUGGACCUGCCUGAGGAUGUUCAGAAAUUUCAGCUCAGCAGUUGUACAAGGAUUUGCAUCCGCUACAAAAAUGUGUGCAGAUAUGCUCGGAUCGAUUGAAGCUGCAUAAACAAUAAGUGUUUGCAUUCAUCACUAACUUAAUUUCUGAAGCAGGAUAUCCGACGACAGCAAGUACUUUUUGAGUGAGAUUUGAUUUUUAACCAAGCUUACUGCUGCUGUCUGUAUAUAUUUUGCUCUCUCUAAAAUAUUGAAGUCUGGUCUUUUGAGUUUUUCUUCUUCGGGUAAAAGACUCGGAU